Molecule: messenger RNA, 3389 nt
Organism: Hypoxylon trugodes
Lineage: Eukaryota; Fungi; Ascomycota; Sordariomycetes; Xylariales; Hypoxylaceae
Product: DUF1708-domain-containing protein
Exons: 6
Coding region: 180-3293 (1037 amino acids)
Source: RefSeq, a predicted model, not a curated record
CAACCCCCACACUCCGCUGGCGCAACUUGGUCAAGUCUUCCUCUUUACACAUCUCAUGCGUUAGCCUGUGCCAAAUCUCAACUGUCCACUUUCAAUUUCCCGUCUUCGAUUUACGUGGUGCUGUCCCGGAAUUCUUUUUUUCUCGAUACCGAUUACCGACCUCAAAUCUACCAAUCACUAUGCCGAGCCUUUUCGCUCGAAUAAGGGGUAAAGAUGGCUCAUCCAGACUUAAGCCUAAGAAGAAUGCCAACCUCGAUGACCUGGCGCACCAAUUGCCCAGCAAACCGCGCUGGGAAGAUGCGUAUACGCGAACAACGAUAGAACCCGAGGAAGUCCAAGAUCUAAUAAAACGAUGUACAGAUGAGCUCAAAGGCCGGGCUCUCGAUCUUCCCUUCCUUCUCUUACCGUUCCGUCCAACUUCUGACCCUAGCGCCGUGCGCACUUUCAUCCGCCACUUCUUCGAUGAAAAUCAAAACUUACAUGGCGAAGCGCUCGCACAGGAGCUGCGGAUGACGGAGCCUAUGGUUAUUGCGGGCGUUUUAAAAUGGUGUUGGAGCAGAUUACAAGGUGGAAUUGUAGGCUGGGACGCCUACGAACUAUUCAAAGUUGGAGAACAAGACUCGAGCAUGGCUCGUGACUCGUUCUCGACUUUCAUUCCGUUAAGUGUCGAAAAUCAAGCGCGAUCCCACAUCAUAUUCGAUUACUUCGACCUACUUUCAGCCAUCGCAGCUCAUGGCAAAUCCAAUGGCUUCAGCGGACGUAAGCUGUCUCGUAUGGCGGCGUGGUGGGCUUUUGAGCAUAAAGACAAUGGCAGUGGUUUCGAUGGAGGAUACAAAACUUGGUUGAGUGCUGCGGAUGCAACGAGCCAUCUAUUCUUCGCUUAUCUGAGGUCCUUAUCUCCCCAGCAAACCCGCGCAGGUAUCUCGAUGCUCCCCAUGUCCCUGCAGAAGUUGCUGCAGGAAACCGAGUAUCCCCCGCAAACACCAUCAUUGUUGAUGUCGUCAACAUACAGAGUGGUUAUGAUUGUCGACACUGUGUCACCAACACCGUUUGCGCUUCUACGUCGUGCUAAUCACUUCCAAUAUCGCGAUGAGGAUCGGGCACUUCGAGAAUUUUCCGAAUACGAGGACCCUGUGAAAGCAUUGACUGAGGAAUGCCGCAGAGUUCUUAAGGCGAUAUCUCUGGCGAACCAAUCUCAAGUCUCUAGCUCGAAACAUUCUACAAGUUUACGUGAUGCCUCCUGGUCGCGAUUCGAAGAUAUUGGUUUCGGUGACACCUUAGAAGAAGAGGACGAAGACGACGAUUCUACUAAAUUGAACCAAGCUCGAAACCCCCGUGGAUUACGAACUACUCCCGCCUCGGGUGGAAACCUCGGAAGACCGACCACACCUUCGUGGGCAGACUUCUUAUCAUCUGGUUUCGUCGAUGAUGCGCCGAAUAGUCCGUCGAAUCUCUUACUACCGCCGGAUAAGAUCUUACCACCCAUCGAAACGACUGUGAGGCAACGGAGCUCACAAUCGCAUCGACCACGACUGGAAAGCGACCGUCAUCUAGAGCCUGGUGAGCUGGCUAGUAUCACCCAAUUCGACCUCGAUGAUGCAUUCUGGUGGGUGUGGAUGAGUAGUUUGGCGCCUGAGGAGACCGCAGAACGUAAGUCUGCAUUCGGAAGAUGUUCUAUCAUUGAAACAGUCAUUCGCCAAGGCCGAUGGCUCGUAAUGGAGGAGAUGGUAAAGGGAGCUGCGCCGGAACCCGAUGCUGGUGCCUACAUUGCAGAGAAAAAGGGCUUCUUUAGUUGGACGAGGCGUGGUAGAGGUGUUUCUCGUAGCAAGUCAACCACCAAAGCAGCCUCGGACAAAAACGACCGUUUGAACCCUGGUGCUUCUACAGGUGCUGGGAUGAGCAAGACUAGCAUAGGACCGGACCAGCACGCGAAAAUUCAGGCAGCUGCACAAAAGCUUCAAGCUAAGCAGCAGCAAGAACAGCGCUUAGGGGUUAAGGCAGAACGACGUGGGCGUACGGACGCCGACGUGAUGAGAGAGAAGACAACCAGUAUCCUCACUUUGCAGCCAGGUGUUGUUAACGCCGCGUCACCGGCUAUGAAGUGGGCGAACAAAUAUGACAAGGAGGCUAUCCGCGAGGCGUAUCUUGGCAACGCAUUCGCUGGUCGUGGUAUAUCUCAGACUUCGCUUCAAAUGCCAGCUCAUCCCGGCACAAACGGACACACAAACGGCGACAGCCCUCAGCCAGAGGCUGCUGAACGUGACCCAACCCCGGCUGUGGCUCCAACUUCACCUGAACCCGAGCAGAAAUCUCCGGCUCCAGCUCCAGUUCCGGCCCCGGUUCCGGAGAAGAAACCCGAAGCACCACAACGAGUUCACCCUGCUGAGCGUGUGGAACCCGCGGGCCGAGACUCCCCAUUGCCUCCUCCACCCCGUGACGAACAGAGCUUAGAUGCGGCUCGAGAAAAUAUGAUUUCUCCUGAGCCAACUAGCCCUGACAGCAAAAAGCACAAGAAGCUUCAUAAGGACGAGAAGAAGACCGGUGGUGGCUUCCGAAAGCUAUUUGGCCGAAAUAAAAAUCGGCAAUCCAAGUUGCCUGAGAAUGCCGCUGCUGAUGUUAACACCAUGCUAGCUGCUGACGCUUCUCAGGCUCCCGCAGCAGCACAAGCUCCAGCGCCACCAGCAGAGAAGCCACAGCCCGUUCCCUCAGAGCCAGCUCCUGUGUCUCCUCUAUCCCCAGCGGAUACUGCCUCCCAGGCUCCUGCUGCGCGCGCAGAUGAUAGGACACCGAUACAGACACCGGUAACCCCAACACCUCGUAGGCAACAAUAUGACCAAUCCGUCGACGACAACCUAUCUCGCGUCGACACUGCGGAUGCUGCAGAGGCCCAUCAGGAGUUCUCUCGCUUCGACCAAGGUCCUCUACUAGAUCAGCCCGCCUUUGUCCCUGAUGAAGAUCAGAGCGUUGACUCCGCCGCGCCGCCGCCGAUUGCUAGACAUCCUAGUAACAACCAUCGCGACGAGGAAGAUGAUGACGAGGAGGGUGCUCCAUCACCAAGUGUUCCCAUGCAGGACCGAUGGGCUGCCAUCAGGAGAAAUGCCGCUGACCGCGCGGCCCGACAGAGUGAGGAGCAGAGCCGGGGUGCAUACAGCAAGACGACGGAUGGUGAUGAUGAUACCAGUGGUGAAGAGACUAUCGAGUCUCGUGUAGCUCGCAUCAAGGCUAGGGUUGCCGAGUUAACGGGUAAUAUGGAGGGUACCAAUGGACCCGGGACUUUGAACGGCCGCCGCUAGUGUUGGUGCUUUAAAUGACGAUUUGACUAUGAAAUAAUACGGGUAUCCGCAUUACGCAUUCGCUUACAUCACGUCGCCCGGAGCUUGAUUCGGGCG